UUCAGCAUUUACCAUUCUAUGUAUAACCAGAUCAGCAGCACGAAAAUUAAACUCACAACUUCAUAUCCAAUUCUCUGAGGUUAAUCAAGAAAUGAUGGUAGUAACUUCUUCCAGAAUACUUGUAUUUACUUUCUGUAUUUUCAUAGGCUGUAUUUCCGUUAGCUGGUCCAAGUACAUAAUCCACAGCUGUGGAACUAGUGGCAACUACACGAGUAACAGUACUUAUGAAAAAAACUUGGACAGGGCUCUAGCCACCCUCUCUAUUGCUGCAAAUUUAAGCAACUCUGGUUUCUACAACGCCUCAGUGGGGGAAGACCAGGACAGAGUUAACACGAUCGUGCUUUGUAGGAAAGACUUUCAGCCUGAUGUUUGUAGAAGUUGUGUCAAUGACUCAAUUAUCAGGUUGAAAGAAUUAUGUCCUGACCAAAAUGAGGCUGUUGGAUGGUAUGAUGAGUGCACGUUAAGGUACUCAAACCGCGUGAUUCUUAACAACAUUGAAACGCUGCCAGCUUGGUCUUAUUAUAAUUCCGAAAGUGCAACUGACGUUGCUCAAUUUGAUCAGGACCUUCAAAAGUUGUUGAGUAAUUUGAAAGUGCAAGCUGCAGGAAAAAAGUUUGCCACUGGGAAUGUAAGUGGCCCGGACUUCUUGACUAUAUGGGGGCUUAUGCAGUGUACUCCUGAUUUAUCUUCAACGCAGUGCAGUGAUUGUCUUGAUACGGUUACUGAACAAAUUCCAUUGUGUUGUAGUGGAAAAAUUGGCAGGCAAAUUUUUAAUCCCAGCUGUAAGCUUAUCUAUGAUAUCAGACAUUUUUUUAACGAAAUUUCUCCAGUUAAUGCACCACCGCCAAGGCAGCAGCUGUCUCCGCCAUCACCCCCAUCCGUGAUUCCUGGCAGAGAUAAAAAUACCAAAAGAACAGUACUUAUAACUGCAGUUGUGGUUUCUGGUCUUGCUAUGCUCUUGAUUGUUCUGUUUUGCAUCUUCCGAAGAAAGACAAAGCAUCGCAUAAAUACUGAAACAGUGCACCAUGGCUCUGUCGAAGAUAUAAUCAGCAUAGAAUCCUUCCAGUACGACUUUGGUAUGGUAGAAUCUGCUACAAAGAGCUUCUCAGAUAGCAAUAAGCUUGGGGAAGGCGGAUUUGGAGCUGUUUACAAGGGUACUCUGGAAAAUGGUCAAGAAGUAGCUGUAAAAAGACUUUCUAGCGGUUCAGUUCAAGGUGAACAAGAAUUCAAAAACGAGAUCAUAUUAGUGGCACGACUGCAACACAGAAAUUUAGUUAGACUCCUCGGAUUUUCCUUCAAAGGAACCGAAAGACUUUUGAUAUACGAGUUUGUGCCUAAUGCAAGUCUUGAUCAUUUGAUAUUUGAUCUAGAGAAGCGUUCAUAUUUGGAUUGGGAAAAACGAUACAAAAUCAUUGGAGGAGUUGCAAGGGGACUUCUGUACCUGCAUGAAGAUUCCAGGUUACGAAUCAUACACCGUGAUCUAAAAGCUGGUAAUAUUUUGCUAGAUGGGGAGAUGAAUCCCAAGAUUGCAGAUUUUGGAAUGGCAAGGCUAUUCAACUUAGAUGAAACUCAAGGAAUGACAAAUAGAAUUGUGGGAACAUAUGGAUAUAUGGCACCUGAGUAUGCCUUGUACGGGCAGUUUUCAGUGAAGUCCGACGUGUUUAGCUUUGGUGUCUUACUUCUGGAAAUAGUAAGUGGUCGAAAGAACUACAGUUUUUUUCAGAAUGGGGAGAAUACAGGGGACCUUGCAAGCUUUGCUUGGAAAAAUUGGCGACAAGGGACUGCAUCCAAAGUUAUAGAUCCAGUAUUAAGAAACAGUUCAGGUUCAGUACACGAAAUGAUGAGAUGUAUUCAUAUCGGGUUACUGUGUGUGCAAGAAGAUGCUAGCGACAGACCUACCAUGGCAUCGGUGGUGCUUAUGCUCAACAGCUUCUCACUCACUCUUGCAGUACCUUCAGAGCCUGCUUUUUAUAUGAAGAGUAUUAUUGUUUCUGAAAUCUCUCGUUCUUGGGAUAGUACUGAGGGGUGAACAAUGUGAACAAAAAGUCCAGACGUUAAACAAAUUUUCAUUACAUGAGUUUUGGAUUAGGAUUACAUCAAUGUGACUGAUCACAUUUAAAAUUAAUGCUACUAUAAAAUUAGAGUC
This is a messenger RNA of Daucus carota subsp. sativus, 2146 nucleotides long. Its product is annotated as cysteine-rich receptor-like protein kinase 44. NCBI's taxonomy places the organism in Eukaryota, Viridiplantae, Streptophyta, Magnoliopsida, Apiales, Apiaceae. The transcript has 7 exons. Gene Ontology annotation, molecular function: protein serine/threonine kinase activity; ATP binding. Gene Ontology annotation, biological process: protein phosphorylation. The record is from RefSeq and is a predicted model, not a curated record. Bases 92 to 2029 code for a protein of 645 amino acids. Gene Ontology annotation, cellular component: plasma membrane.